GCUGUCAGCGCUCCAUAGGCUUGUCCAAUGGGAAAGCCAAGGUAUGCAGCUACAGUGGCUGGUAUUACUGCAGCACCUGUCACGUGGAUGACAGCUUCCUCAUCCCUGCGCGGCUGGUUCAUAACUGGGACACCUCCAAAUACAAGGUAUCAAAGCAAGCCAAAGAGUUCCUGGAGUAUGUUUAUGAGGAGCCACUGAUUGAUAUCCAGCAGGAAAAUCCCAUGUUGUACAAGCAUGCUGAACCUCUAGCAACUGUUGUUCGCCUGAGACAGCAGCUAAAAUCUCUCCGAGCCUAUUUGUUCAGCUGCAGAGCAGCAGUGGCUGAAGAUCUGCGUAGAAGGAUCUUUCCCAGAGAGUAUCUUUUCCAGCAAAUCCAUCUUUAUUCUCUCGCAGACCUUCAGCAGGUUAUUGAAGGAAAACUGGCUCCUUUCUUGGGGAAAGUGAUUAAGUUUGCCACCUCUCAUGUGUACAGCUGCAGCCUUUGUAGUCAAAAGGGUUUCAUCUGUGAGAUUUGCAACAAUGGAGAAAUCCUUUACCCCUUCGAGGACAUUUCUACAAGCAGGUGUGAAAGCUGUGGUGCUGUCUUCCACUCUGAGUGCAAAGUGAAGGCUGUACCAUGCCCCAGGUGUGUGCGUAAAGAGUUGCAGAAGAAGCAGAAAUCCUUCUGGAGGCAACUGAAUAUGGACGAGAACUUUGAAGAGUCUUGCAACAUGUUUGAGUUGUCGUAUCAGAACACUUGA
This is a messenger RNA of Antrostomus carolinensis (chuck-will's-widow), 740 nucleotides long. RefSeq names its product pleckstrin homology domain-containing family M member 3. The transcript has 5 exons. The record is from RefSeq and is a predicted model, not a curated record. The annotation marks the transcript as partial. Lineage: Eukaryota; Metazoa; Chordata; Aves; Caprimulgiformes; Caprimulgidae.